AUGGGUCAUCAACCCCAAGUCCACCGUGCCACUAACAAGGCCCUGGCCUCUCCAGGGCCCGAGGCCAGCCAGGAUGUUAAUUUCAUCGAGCUCAAUUCUGAUACACGUCCCUCUUUGAUCCCCUCUCCCUCCCCGUCAUCUCGAGGGAUUCUUCAAGAGCUUUCAGCUGAUCAAGUUCAUAACAAGAGUCUUGCUUGGAACUCGCCUCGACGGGAAAACAACCAGAACCAGCAAUUGUACUUCAAGACUGGUCCCAUCAAGCUGCCUACAAAGACAUACCCAUCUCGAGGGCCACGGCGCUCACUCAUUGAUUCUGAUAGCUUCGAACUCCUCGAUGUAGUUCCUGAAGAAUCAAUUGAAGCCAGCGACUUGGAUACUGCGCCCAGUGGUCUUUCACCUUUAACUUACAAGCUACCCCCUCCAGAAACCACGUUCAAAUCACACCCGUUGUUGGAUGCAGUGCCUCAAAUUGGACACGAUUGCGAGAAUCAUCGAGCAGUGCCAGCGAGUAUCGCCAAGGACCACGGCUCUUCCGACGACAGUGAGAACGAUCGCCACGACGUCGAGACCACGGUUUAUGGCUGCUCUUUGCUGUCACGCCGUCCGGACCCUGUCGGCAAUUCCGAAGCUGACGUCUUCAAUCUUAUAGCCACACCAUUGAUUGCUGAGGAGUAUCUGGCUUUGGGAUUUGACCCUUCCCAAGUUCCGUGGAAUACUGCCAAUAUGGCAUUGCCUCCGCCUCCAGCAUAUGAGCUUCAUCAAAAUGUCCCACUUAAGAUUCCCGAGGUCAUCGAGACGAUAGAGCCUGUUUCGCCUUCUCUUACUUUGAUCAGUGAGAGAGGCAGUAGCUACGCAGGCUCCUCUAGGACCGGGUCCUUCUCGGUGCCUCGAAUUGAGGACUCUUUCGAGGAACUUGAUAAACUUGAGGAUGAGCUCGAAGCCAUCAAGGCUUUCACCCAACCACAACGCAUUCCCGUCCCUGAGAAUACUGCACCCAGUGCUAAACACCUUGAGCCGCCCUCCACGAGUAAGAAGCCGACCGUUUCCAAAAGGGCAUCCGUAAUCGGCAUGUCUUCCACAGUCCGUAUCAAGCAGACUGAGAGGCCACAGCUUCCUCUUCGACGAUCAACCUCUCUAGUAUUUAGAGACAAGAAGCAGGAUGAUUCAGACAAUACGCCAAAGUCGAAAACACAGGCCACACGUGGAAAGCUGACCAACUCUCAAUCCGCACCAUUGAAGGCACCUGUCAAGUCCACGAAGCCCACUACUGUUCCCAACUUUGAGCUUCCUGGUGAGGCUGUCUCUCGACGCCUGAAGGAACAGCGCGAGGCUCGUCGAGCCCAACAGGCUGAGGCUCAGAAAGCUUAUGCGCCUCCUCCGAGACCAAAGUCUAGUAAACCACUCACGAAGCCGAACUUCGAGCUUCCGGGGGAAGCAAUCUCUCGCCGUAAGCGCGAGGAGCGUGAGGCCCGGCUCAAGGCACAAGAAGAAGAGGAGCAGAAGAAGCGAGAGUUCAAAGCGAGGCCUGUGCGAAAUAGUUUAAUGCCGGGUAGCAUUCCGCGAGAAACGAUUACCAGUCUUGCUCGACAAGGCAAGCUCCCACAAGACGAGGCAGCUAAGACAUCAACUUCAACUAAAGCAAAGCGGGUGUCAAUUCAGGUCCCAAGACCAACCCCGGUGUCAGAGGCUCCAGUUACCCAGAGCCGAGGUCGACUUUCCACUGCUACAUCACGAGAAGACCUUAGCCGGGGCACCUCAACUUCUAUCGGAAGCGGUGGUGGAAAGCGCACCACGCUCACUGCUGAGGAGGCGUAUCAACUGAGGCUUCGUGGGAAGGAGAUUUUCCAGCGAGAUAACACAAGCUUCACACGAGACAGGGAGCGUGAGAGGCGGGAGCGUGAGGAAGCAACACGCCUUGCUCGCGAGCAGGCUGCGGAGCGCUCUAGAAUUGCGAGCCGAGAAUGGGCAGAGAAGAAACGACGUAAGGAGUUGGCCAUGCUGGAGUCCCUCAAGGGACAGUGA
Fusarium redolens is the source of this 2022-nucleotide messenger RNA. RefSeq lists its product as uncharacterized. Bases 1 to 2022 code for a protein of 673 amino acids. The transcript has 3 exons. The record is from RefSeq and is a predicted model, not a curated record. NCBI's taxonomy places the organism in Eukaryota, Fungi, Ascomycota, Sordariomycetes, Hypocreales, Nectriaceae.